Molecule: messenger RNA, 2124 nt
Organism: Andrographis paniculata
Lineage: Eukaryota; Viridiplantae; Streptophyta; Magnoliopsida; Lamiales; Acanthaceae
Product: xyloglucan 6-xylosyltransferase 2-like
Exons: 2
Coding region: 430-1806 (458 amino acids)
Biological process (GO): xyloglucan biosynthetic process
Cellular component (GO): membrane; endosome; trans-Golgi network
Molecular function (GO): UDP-xylosyltransferase activity; xyloglucan 6-xylosyltransferase activity; hexosyltransferase activity
Source: RefSeq, a predicted model, not a curated record
AAUGUCUGAUCCAACCCACCGUCUCCUCCAUUUUGCAUUUGAUUUUGCAGUCUCCACCGACACCAAUUCUCCGCCGUUCUAUACGCCACCAGAUUCGAUUUUCGAUUUCACUUUCACCAGAUAUUCUCGGUUGUACGACUCCCUAGUCUGGAUUGAAGGUUAAAUCUCAAAAUCCUGAAUAAUUCUCCAUUGAUCGCUGGGUUGGAGGUUAAAUCUCAAAUUCCUGAAUAAAUCUCCGUUGAUUGCUGGAUAAAUCUGUGAAUCGGGUGUUUGGGGAUUGAGAUUCUCAUUAUCGAUCGGAAUCGGAGAGGUUAGGGUUUCGGGGAAGAAGGAUGAAGAUGUGAAUCUGGUGUUUGGGGAUUAAGAUUCUCAUUAUCGAUCGGAAUCGGAGGGGUUAGGGUUUCGGAGAAGAAAGCAUUCGCGACGGAGAUGCUGGAUCGGAUCCUCGGCCAGCGGCGUUUGAGGGAGAUCCAGCGCCUCUUCCGGCGAGGUAAGCUGACUCUUCUCUGCCUUCUUCUCACUGUACUAGUCCUGCGCGCGCAUCUCGGCGCCGGAAAAUUCGGCACGCCGGAGAAGGACCUGGAUGAGAUCCGCGAAACCUUCUCGUACAUUCGGAAGCGCGUGGAGACGCGGCGCGUGUUGGAAGAGACCUCAAUCGAGCACCACAAAUCGAGUGGAGCUGCGGAGAAUGUGAACACUAACAGUUACGCAGAAUUCGAUAUCGCGAAGAUUCUGAAGGAUGAAGACGAUGGAGUGCCGGAAUUCAAGCGCGAUCCGUCGCAGCCGUACAGUCUCGGGCCGAAGAUUUCCGAUUGGGAUCAGCAGCGAGGCGAGUGGCUGAAGAACCAUCCGAAUUUCCCCAAUUUCGUGGCGGAGAAGAAGCCUAGGGUUUUGUUAGUCACUGGAUCUUCGCCUAAACCAUGUGAGAAUCCGAUCGGCGAUCAUUACCUCCUGAAAUCGAUCAAGAACAAGAUCGAUUACUGCAGGCUGCACGGGAUCGAGAUCUUCUACAACAUGGCGUUGCUGGAUGCUGAAAUGGCUGGUUUCUGGGCGAAGCUGCCAUUGAUAAGGAAGCUUCUGAUUUCGCAUCCGGAGGUGGAGUAUCUAUGGUGGAUGGACAGUGACGCCAUGUUUACAGACAUGGCAUUCGAGCUGCCAUGGGAGAGGUACAAGGACAUUAACUUGGUGAUGCACGGAUGGAACGAAAUGGUGUAUGAUCAAAAGAACUGGAUUGGAUUGAACACAGGGAGCUUCUUGUUGAGAAACUGUCAAUGGUCGUUGGAUCUUCUCGACACACUGGCGCCAAUGGGGCCGAAGGGGAAAGUCAGGGAAGAAGCCGGGAAGCUCUUGACGAGGGAGCUGAAGGACAGGCCGGUGUUCGAGGCAGAUGAUCAGUCAGCAAUGGUGUACAUUCUUGCGACGCAGAGGGAGAAAUGGGGGGAGAAGGUGUAUCUAGAGAACCAUUAUUAUCUGCACGGGUAUUGGGGGAUUUUGGUGGAUAGAUACGAGGAGAUGAUCGAGAAUUAUCACCCGGGGCUUGGGGAUCAUCGAUGGCCGUUGGUGACUCACUUUGUGGGCUGCAAGCCUUGUGGGAAGUUUGGGGAUUAUCCGGUGGAGAGAUGUUUGAAGCAGAUGGAUCGGGCAUUUAACUUUGGGGAUAAUCAGAUUUUGCAGAUGUAUGGAUUUACGCACAAGACGCUUGCGAGCAGGAGAGUGAAGAGGACGAGGAACGAGACAGGGAAUCCUCUUGAAGUGAGCGACGAGCUCGGGCUGCUUCACCCGGCGUUUAAGGCUGUCAAGGUAUGACAUUUUGCUCGAUUCGGUUUUCUUGAAUGUGUCUGAAAAUGUUGGGGUGGGAUCGAAAAAAGCUGAACUGAACUGAACUGAAUUUAUGGAGAAGUUUGAGCUAUAUAUAUAUAUAGUUUUAGCUAUAUAGCCUGCCCUAUACUUGGUGCCUUUGUGAAUUUAUUUGUGCAAUAAUUUGAGCAUUGUGUUGUGUAAUACUGCCUACUUUUAAGGUUAUGCCAAUCUCCAUGGAUAUGUAAACUGAGGUUGAGUUCUAUGUUUUUAUUUAUUUAUUUUUGUUACAGCUGAUGAAAAAAGCAUACGUGUUGUUGGAGUUUA